This is a messenger RNA of Dunckerocampus dactyliophorus (ringed pipefish), 2874 nucleotides long. RefSeq names its product crooked neck pre-mRNA splicing factor 1 (gene crnkl1). Gene Ontology annotation, cellular component: post-mRNA release spliceosomal complex; precatalytic spliceosome; Prp19 complex. Gene Ontology annotation, biological process: spliceosomal complex assembly; mRNA splicing, via spliceosome. Bases 113 to 2317 code for a protein of 734 amino acids. The record is from RefSeq and is a predicted model, not a curated record. Lineage: Eukaryota; Metazoa; Chordata; Actinopteri; Syngnathiformes; Syngnathidae. Gene Ontology annotation, molecular function: protein binding. The transcript has 14 exons.
UCCCGUAGCAGUUGUACCCAGCGUGUAUUGCUACUCCUCGACACAGUACUAAGAAACGUUUUGGCGCUUCUUGUACUUUAUCUUGAUUACUUCACUAGAUUUUAUCGCAAAAAUGGCUUCGACAGCAGCAGGCAAGCAGCGAAUCCCGAAAGUGGCGAAGGUGAAGAAUAAAGCUCCAGCUGAGGUUCAGAUCACAGCUGAGCAGCUUCUGAGGGAAGCGAAAGAACGAGAACUAGAACUUCUUCCGCCACCACCAAAGCAAAAGAUCACCGAUAAAGAAGAACUCAAUGACUACAAGCUGAGGAAGAGGAAGGCAUUUGAGGACAACAUCAGAAAAAAUCGCACCAUCAUCAGUAACUGGAUCAAAUACGCGCAAUGGGAGGAAAGCUUAACGGAAGUUCAGAGAGCUCGUUCUAUUUACGAGCGAGCGCUGGACGUGGACCACCGCAACAUCACACUGUGGCUGAAGUACGCCGAGAUGGAGAUGAAGAGUCGGCAGGUCAACCACGCCCGCAACAUCUGGGACAGAGCCAUCACCAUCCUGCCCCGCGUCAACCAGUUCUGGUACAAGUACACUUACAUGGAGGAGAUGCUGGGCAACGUGGCGGGCUGCAGGCAGACGUUUGAGCGCUGGAUGGAGUGGGAGCCGGAAGAACAGGCGUGGCAUUCCUUCAUCAACUUUGAGCUGCGCUACAAGGAAGUGGACAAAGCUCGCAGCAUCUACGAGAGAUUCGUCAUGGUUCACCCUGAGGUGAAGAACUGGAUCAAGUAUGCUCGUUUUGAGGAGAAGCAUGGUUACAUCUCUCACAGCAGGAAGGUGUACGAGCGGGCCGUGGAGUUCUUCGGGGAGGAGCACGUGGACGAGAAUCUCUUUGUUGCCUUUGCCAAGUUUGAGGAGACUCAGAAGGAGUUUGAGCGGGUCCGUGUGAUCUACAAGUACGCUUUGGACAGGAUCCCGAAGCAGCAGGCCCAGGAGCUCUUUAAGAACUACACAGUGUUCGAAAAGAAAUUUGGAGACCGGCGGGGAAUCGAGGACGUCAUCGUCAGCAAGAGAAGGUUCCAGUACGAGGAGGAAGUCAAGGCCAACCCACACAACUACGAUGCCUGGUUCGAUUAUCUCCGCCUGGUGGAGAGCGACGCAGAUCCCGAUACAGUGCGAGACGUGUACGAGCGUGCCAUUGCCAAUGUCCCGCCCAUCCAGGAGAAGAGGCACUGGAGACGCUACAUCUACCUGUGGAUAAACUACGCAUUGUACGAAGAGCUGGAGGUCAUGGAUGUUGACAGGACGAGGCAGGUGUACCAGGCCUGCUUGGAUCUGAUCCCUCACAAAAAAUUCACCUUCGCAAAGAUUUGGCUGCUGUACGCUCAGUUUGAGAUACGACAGAAGAAUCUACAGGGAGCGAGAAAGGUCAUGGGCACAGCCAUUGGGAAAUGUCCAAAAAACAAACUUCUGAAGGGCUACAUCGAGCUGGAGCUGCAGCUGCGGGAGUUUGACCGCUGCAGGAAGUUGUACGAGAAAUACCUGGAGUUCAGUCCUGAGAACUGCACCACCUGGAUCAAGUUUGCUGAGCUGGAGACCAUCCUGGGCGACGUGGACCGAGCCCGUGCCAUCUUUGAGGUCGCCAUUGGACAACCACGACUGGACAUGCCCGAGGUUCUGUGGAAGUCCUACAUCGACUUUGAAAUCGAGCAGGAGGAGUUCGGGAACACGAGGAACCUUUACAAAAGACUUCUGCAGCGCACCCAGCACGUCAAGGUCUGGAUCAGCUAUGCCAAGUUCGAGCUGUCCGUGGAAAGCAGCGACAGGCUGCAGAAGUGCCGCCAGAUCUUUGAGGAGGCCAACAAGAGCAUGAGGAGCUGCGAGGAGAAGGAGGAGCGGCUCAUGCUACUCGAGUCCUGGAAGGACUUUGAGGCCGAGUUUGGUUCCGACAACAACAGAGAGCGAGUCCACAAGCUGCUGCCCGAGAAGGUGAAGAAGAGGAGGAAGCUGACUGCCGAGGACGGGUCGGAUGCCGGCUGGGAGGAAUACUACGACUACAUCUUCCCUGAGGACGCCGCCAACCAGCCCAACCUCAAGCUGCUGGCCAUGGCCAAGAUGUGGAAGAAGCAGCAGCAGAUUGCCACAGAGGAGCAGCUUCCACAAACGACUCAAAGGCACGAGAUUUCAGAAGAUGUUCCAGAAGACCCAGUGGGGGAAACGGUAACUGAAGCCGAGAACACAUAUGACGACAGAGAUGACAGCAGCAGCAGCAGCGAGGACGACCAAGAUGAUGGGGAGAAGGAGAAAAACAGAGGCAACGAUGAAGCUCAGAAUUAGAUUUACAUUUGUCUGUCAUCAUUACAUGAGGACGUCGUCUUUGAAACAAAACUUUAUUUAGAAUUUACAGCAAUUGAAGAGAAUUGGGGACAUGUUUACUCUGUGGCUCCCUGAUGUCCACAAGUGUGAGGAGCUGUGGACAGUGCAUGUGUGACGUGAGGGUCAGAGAGCCACAAGGAUUGUUAUUCGAUGUCUUCGGGCCUUACAGGAUGCGGCAGUGGAAUGAUGGACUUCUUCUCCGUGUCUCUAGACAAAGCUUUCCUCAUGUCUGCAGACAUACAUGACAUGUAUCUCUCAUGUCCACCGACAUCAUGAGGACAAACUCAACAAGCGUCUCACCGUAAGCGUCCUCGUCUGGCUCUCCGUUGCUGGCCGAGUAAUACUCGAUGACAGUCCUGUAGACACUGUAACCCAGACGCUUGUACAUGUUGACCGCCACCUGGUUGGACACGCGCACAAACAGAUCCACGAAGAAGCCGCCCUUCCUGAGUGACAGGACCAGCAACUCAGCAAAAUAUAUUUUGUACUUGUGAUGGAAAUAAACUGGUAUGUCUGUG